Molecule: messenger RNA, 1358 nt
Organism: Racocetra persica
Lineage: Eukaryota; Fungi; Glomeromycota; Glomeromycetes; Diversisporales; Gigasporaceae
Source: the annotation of a GenBank genome assembly
UGAACUUGUCGAAAACAUCAAUACAAAUUUUAAAUUAGAAGAUGAUGAGACCAAUUCUAAUUUGACAAAUGAAGAUACCGAAUCUGAUUCUACAAAUGAAAAAACUGAUUCUGAUUUGAUAAAUAAAGAAACUGGAUCUCAAAAUAAAAUACAAGAAUUUAAUAAAGAUAUAUAUUUAAAAUUUUUAUAUAUUACUAACACAACAGAUAAGUUACAAGAAUCUAAUUUAUUAAUGUGGGAUUCCGAUUAUCUACCAAAUCUAUGUCAUCUUCCAAAUUCUAAUUCUUUUACCAAUAAUGAAUUAGAUAAUAUAGACAAUCAAUUUUCAAAAAUUAUUAAAUUAGAAAACCAUAGUAGUAAAGAAAUUGCAGAGCGAGUAAAAUAUCAAUUAGAAUUUGAAGAAUAUUCUGAAACAGCCCCGGAUGGUGUUGCUUGUAUUUACAAUGUAUCUGGUUUAGAUCUAGAAAUAGCACAUGAAAUAUUUGAUCUUAAAAAUAUUCAAUACUCUUAUAAGGAGAGCACAACUCUUAAAUUUUGUCAAUAUAUUUUACCUGAGAUUAAAAAUACUUCACAUACAAUUGUUAACUUUGGUGAUGAAUUAUUUAAAAAAAUAUUUGAAGCCAAUGAAUUAUUGAUUGAUACUGCUACUUUAAAUAAUGAAAUUACUCAUGGAGUUAUUCAAAAACCUGAUUUACAAUAUCCUGUUCAAUUCUGGCAUUAUAUACCAAAAAACCUUGAAGAAUAUCCUUUUAUUAUUAUUUUAUCAAGAGGAAUUCAUAAUCAUCCAGCGCCACCACCAACUAAAACACCUAAAUCAAUUUUAAAUGAUUUAAAAGAUAUAAUUUAUAAUAAAGAUAUAUUAGAUCUUACAGCACAUAGACUUUUAAAUCAACCUAUAUUAAUUUUAUAUUUAAAAGAAGUUCCACUACCUCAAUUACAUCUAUUUUUAAAUAAUCUUUCAAAAAUUGAUGCAUUAAUUGCAUCAAAAAAGUGUGCAGAACAUCCUUAUUUACAAAAUAUUUAUGGAGUUGCAUAUUUAUUAAUGAGACAAUCUAAUAAAAAUCUAUAUAUUAGAACAAUUAGUAAAUUACUUAAUGAUAGUCAAUAUCUUGUAUUAUGUGAAUACAAAACACAAAUUAAAGGUCUUAGAAAUUUAAAAUAUAUUGAAAUUGAUAUAUCAUUCAAACAAGUUCAUGGUCCUAUUAAUGAAUGGGAAAUAUGCGCAUAUGGUGAAACUUAUAAAAAAAAAUUGUUUUUAUGUAUUGAACAUGAUACUAAAAAACCAGUAAAUUUUUAUCAUAUUAAUAAUUGUGGUAUUGGAUGUAUACUGGCAGAUGAGCAUCAUAGUCAAGCUUUAG